GGAAGGUGCAAUCGUUCGACGCCGAGCACUCCCAUCGCUGAUGUCACCGCCCAUUCCCUCUCACCACCCAAUGCCCCGUUGACCUCCCUUCCUUUCCCUUCCAGCUAUGUCCUCACACAACGACCCCGCCCCGUCGACAGGCCACAGCCCCGAUCACGAUCCCCCCACCGCCGAGGUCUCGCAGGCCCCGAACGGAGAGCGCCCCGGCGCGGCGCAGGAUCCCCCAGGCCCUUCGCACCAUGACACCGUUCGCGGGACUGACCGAGUCUACCCCAUCCGAUCGAUCAUCUCCGUCAACCCCUCCUCCGCCACGAGCCCGCCCCAGCCCGAUGCCCAGGGGACUAUACAUUCACCGCGGAGUGGCGCUCGCUCCUACUCCAUCAUCGAUGCGCACACCUGGGAUCAGUUGAAGUCCCAGCCCAGUUCCAACCCACAGACUGAUUCGUCGCGGAGUCGUUCCCAGAGUGCAGUCGAGUCAAUCCCCGGGCAGCGGUCGCAUCAGUCGCCCGAUGUGCGCUCGCCCACAUCGAAUCCCGACAGCUCGACGGGCGCGAAGGACACGAGUCCCCCCGACUCGGAUCAUCCGGGCCUGUUCACCACCCGGUUCCAACAUGUCAUGACGGAUGGGGGGCAUGCCAUUAUCACGGGCAACACCCCAGAUUCCUUCCGCGCCUGCGAAGAUGAACCCAUUCGUAUCCCGGGCGCGGUGCAGAGCUUCGGUGUCCUCGUGGCGUUACGGGAGCCCUCCGAGGGCGUGCUGCGGGUCCAUGUGGCCAGUGAAAAUUCCGAGGCCAUCCUGGGCCACUCCCCCGGUAAUCUCUUCGCGCUGGAGAGCUUCACCGACCUGCUGCAGGAAGACCAAGUCGACAUCCUCUUGGAUCAUCUGGACUUUAUCCGGGACGAUGUCUACGAUCCUGCCGCGGAUGGCCCGGAAGUCUUUAUCCUGGCGGUCAAUAACCGACUGGGCCGUCCGCGCCGGUUCUGGUGUGCCAUCCACGUGCAUCCCGACCACCGGGACGUCAUAAUCUGCGAGUUCGAGUUGGAGGAUGAUCGCAUCAACCCGCUCAACGUGGCGGGUCGGAACACCCCGACCACCCCGACGGAUACGCUGGGCUUCGAGUUCACCGCUGAUAAAUGGACCGGCAGCACCGUCAACAUCAGCCAACCGCUGCGCUUGCUGCGGAACGCGCGCCGGAGACGCGGCGAAGCCGCGGCUAUGGAGGUGUUCAGCAUCGUGAGCCAGAUCCAAGAUCAGCUGGGCAAUGCCACCAACAUCGAUCAGCUGCUGAACGUCUCGGUGGGGAUAGUCAAGGAGCUGACCGGAUUUCACCGGGUGAUGAUCUACCAGUUCGACAGCGAGGCCAACGGAUUCGUUGUGGCCGAGCUAGUCGACAUGCGCAUGACCAAGGACCUGUACAAAGGACUGCAUUUCCCCGCCGCGGAUAUCCCCCGGCAAGCCCGGGACUUGUAUCGCAUCAACAAAGUGCGCCUCCUGUACGACCGGGAUCAUAUCAGCUCCCGCUUGGUGUGUCGCAGCGUCGAGGACCUGGAGACCCCGUUGGACAUGACUCACGGGUACCUCCGGGCCAUGUCGCCCAUCCACAUCAAGUACCUGGCCAACAUGGGUGUCCGGUCCUCCAUGUCCAUCAGCAUCAACGGAGCCCGUGACCUCUGGGGCCUGAUCUCCUGUCACUCCUACGGUGACUCCGGCAUGCGGGUGCCGUUCCCCAUCCGAAAGAUGUGCCGCUUGAUCGGGGAUACCCUCUCGCGCAAUAUCGAGCGCCUCUCCUACGCCUCGCGUCUGCAGGCCCGCAAACUCAUCAACACCAUCCCCACCGACGCGAACCCCUCCGGGUACAUCAUCGCCUCCUCGGACGAUCUCCUCAAGCUGUUCGAUGCCGACUACGGCGCACUGUCGAUACGCGGGGAGACCAAAAUCCUCGGCAAAUCCACCGAGUCGCAGGAGAUGCUGGCACUCAUCGAGUUUCUCAAGAUGCGCCAGCUCAAGUCGGUGGUGGCGUCGCACCACGUCAAGAAGGAUUUCAUUGAUCUGCAUUACCCCCCGGGGUUCAAGGACAUCUCGGGGAUGCUCUAUGUGCCCCUCUCGGCCGACGGCAAAGACUUCAUCGCUUUCUUCCGGCGCGGCCAGCUAACGGAGAUGAAGUGGGGGGGCAAUCCGUAUGAGAAGAUCAUGAAGGAUGGGCACCUCGAGCCUCGUAAGAGUUUCCAGGUCUGGAGUGAGACAGUCGUCGACCAGGCGCGUGAAUGGACCGAGUCGGAGGUCGAAACCGCUGCGGUCCUAUGUCUGGUGUACGGCAAAUUCAUCAAGGUGUGGCGGCAGCAGGAAGCUGCCUUGGAAGGGUCGCAGCUGACGAAGCUGCUCUUGGCCAACUCGGCCCACGAAGUGCGAACGCCCUUGAACGCCAUCAUCAACUAUCUGGAGAUCGCCUUGGAAGGCGCUCUGGACAAGGAAACCCGUGAGAACCUGACCAAGUCCCACUCCGCCUCGAAAUCCCUCAUCUACGUGAUCAAUGACCUGUUGGAUCUGACCAACACCGAGAGGGGGAGGAACCUCAUCAAAGACGAACUGUUCGAUCUCCCGUUGUGUUUCCAGGAGGCGACGGCGAUGUUCGAUGGCGAGGCCCAACGCAAAGGCCUUCGCUAUACCGCCAUCGCGCAUCCAGGGCUCCCCACCACCGUCAUGGGCGAUGGCAGGCGCGUUCGGCAGACCAUCUCCAAUCUGAUCUCGAAUGCCCUCCAACACACCUCGUCGGGCGCGGUCACGGUGGAAAUGUGGCGGGCGCCCGUCGCCCCCGAGCCCGGAUUUGCCACCAUCCACAUGACGGUGCUCGAUACCGGAUCGGGGAUGUCGUCGACGACACUGGAGACCAUGUUCCAGGAACUCGAGCAGGUAUCUGCCGAAGACGACAGCUACUUCUUCGACCGUGAUCCGAACAAUUCGUCUCCAGCGCCCAAGGACGCCACCGAGAAGGGGGUCCUCGGGCUGGGACUCGCCCUGGUGUCCCGCAUCGUGCGGAAUACUCACGGCCAGCUGACGGUCCGGUCCGAGGAGGGAAAAGGCAGUCGCUUUCAGAUCUCGCUGCAGUUUGCCACGCGGGACGAGGAGGAACCUCUGGGUGAGCCGGAACUUCCCACUCCUCCGAGUCGGGACGAGGAGGGCUUUGUUCCCUUCUCUGAGGCCAAAGAGGAGUUUGUGCUGGUCGAUCACAGCUCUCCGGCCCCAUCGGAACGCUGGCGGCGCAGCGGUAGCCUCCGGGAAGGGGGUAGCCAGUCUGGCGGCGAGGACACCAACACCCCCGAUGGAACGGCCGAUCAAGCGCAGCUUCCCUCGUCUGGCUGUCCCAAGCUCGUGACGCUGCCGCCCACCCCCCAGGCCCCUGAGCAGCCGGAGGUGAAGGAGCUGAAGGAGCCCUCGACAUCCCAAGAACCCCCCACCUCUCACCCCGAGCCGGCGAUGUCCACGGAAACUGCCCCUCCCCCUACCGAUCCAAAGCCCCCUCUCCCCGGGACGUAUCGUGUGUUGGUGGCCGAGGACGACCCCAUCAACGGCAAGAUCCUAGAGAAGCGGCUCGGCAAAACCGGCCAUACCGUCCAUCUCACACUCAACGGCGAAGAAUGCGCGGCUGCCUACCGCGCGGAUACCCAGGUUGACCUUGUGUUGAUGGACAUCCAGGUAAGACUCGCUCGGUUGAAAUUCCCGACCCGUGCUAAUGGCCGCAGAUGCCGAUUGUCGAUGGGAUCAACUCGACCAAGAUGAUCCGCCAGUUCGAGCAGACCUCCGAUACUGC
Molecule: messenger RNA, 3809 nt
Organism: Aspergillus heteromorphus CBS 117.55
Lineage: Eukaryota; Fungi; Ascomycota; Eurotiomycetes; Eurotiales; Aspergillaceae
Gene: fphA
Product: putative sensor histidine kinase/response regulator
Exons: 1
Coding region: 107-3778 (1223 amino acids)
Biological process (GO): regulation of DNA-templated transcription; phosphorelay signal transduction system; detection of visible light
Molecular function (GO): phosphorelay sensor kinase activity; protein binding
Source: RefSeq, a predicted model, not a curated record